AUGUCUGGGAAGACCAAGGGCUGUGUCUGCACGGACAAAGGCCAGUGCUUCUGCAGUGGGAUCAAAGGGGAGAAGGGAGAGCAAGGUCUUCCCGGACCCCCUGGUUCUCCUGGCCUGAAGGGAUUCCCAGGUCCUGAAGGCUCACCUGGACCACAGGGACCCAAGGGCGCUCCAGGACUUCCAGGACUCACUGGUCCCAAAGGUAUAAGGGGAAUAAGUGGAUUACCAGGAUUUUCAGGUCCUCCUGGACUUCCAGGCAGCCCCGGCUAUCCUGGACCUUACGGUCCUGCUGGUUUACCAGGAUGCAAUGGUUCUAAGGGUGAGCAAGGAUUCCCAGGAUUUCCAGGGACACCAGGCUACCCAGGGGUCCCGGGUGCCAUUGGCUUAAAAGGAGAAAAGGGUGCUCCUGCUGAAGGAGAAGGUAUAGAACAUGAUGGCAAAGGGGAUCCCGGGCUGCCAGGAGCUCCAGGAGUCCAGGGUUUGCCGGGCCUCCCAGGUUUUCCUGGACCUGUGGGCCCACCUGGCCCUCCGGGAUUCUUUGGUUUGCCAGGAACCAUGGGGUCUCCGGGACUUAAGGGUCACAUGGGUGAUAAUGUGAUUGGACAAAAAGGAGAGCGGGGUGUGAAAGGAUUAAUAGGACCUCCUGGAUCACCAGGAACUGUUAUUGUGACGCUGACUGGCCCAGAUAACAGAACGGAACUCAAAGGGGAGAAGGGAGACAAGGGCAUGAUGGGCCAACCCGGACCUCCUGGACCCAUAGGACCACCAGGAGACUCUUAUGGAUCAGAAAAAGGUGCCCCUGGAGAACCUGGUUCACAGGGGAAACCUGGAAAAGACGGGGCCCCUGGGUUCCCUGGCACUGAGGGAGCCAAAGGCAGCAGGGGCUUCCCUGGGUUGAGGGGCGAAGAUGGCAUUAAGGGCUGGAAAGGGGACAUUGGCCCUCCAGGAUUUCGUGGCCCAACAGAAUAUUAUGAUGCAUAUGCGGUAAAGGGAGAUGAGGGAACUCCAGGCCCUCCGGGCCCCAAAGGAGCUCGUGGCCCACAGGGUCCCAGUGGCCCCCCCGGAGAUCCUGGAAGGCCUGGGUCAUCAAAGCCUGGCCUCAGAGGAGCCCCUGGACCACCAGGCAUGAAAGGAAGUAAAGGGGAGCGAGGACCCCCAGGAAAGAACGCAGUGGGGUCUCCCGGGGCCUCGGGUUGUCCUGGUUCACCAGGCCCUCCAGGGCUGCCGGGACCUCCGGGACCACCAGGUGACAUCGUCUAUCGCAAAGGUCCCCCUGGACAAGGUGGGCAUCCAGGCCAUGUGGGGCCUCCAGGAAUCCCAGGUGUCGAUGGGCGCAAAGGGGAGCCAGGCCUCGUGUGCACAGACUGUCCUUGUGUCCCAGGGCCUCCGGGUCUCCCAGGACUGCCGGGAUUUGAUGGCGUAAAAGGAAUCCCAGGAGGACGAGGGGCAGCUGGCAUUAAAGGAAGCCCAGGGUCCCCAGGAAGUGUGGGUCAUCCAGGAUACCCAGGAUUCCCGGGUGCUCAGGGUGAUCCAGGACUUAAAGGAGAGAAAGGCGAAGCAGCUCAGCCAGAGGGAGAAGUGGGUAGUCCAGGAGACCCAGGGCCCAGGGGGCCACCUGGAAGAGGGGGCUUGGAUGGAAUUCCUGGAACCCCUGGAGUGAAAGGAUUACCAGGACCUAAAGGCAAACCGGCACUCAGUGGUGAGAAGGGGGACCCGGGUCCUCCAGGGGAUCCUGGCAUCCCUGGGUCCCCAGGACCCGCAGGACCAGCUGGACCACCAGGCUAUGGACCGCAGGGAGAGCCUGGUCCAAAGGGCGCCCAAGGAGUUCCUGGAGCCCCUGGACCACCUGGAGAUGCCGGUCCUAAGGGAGAGUUCAGUGUUUCAACACCAAUCCCAGGGCUCCCAGGACCACCAGGGCCACCAGGCCAUGCUGGCCCCCGAGGUCCACCUGGCUUCCCGGGACAAACAGGAAAAUGUGAGCCAGGUGCUCCUGGGCCUGACGGGGAUCCAGGAAUUCCAGGAAUUGGAUUCCCUGGGCCUCCUGGACCUAAGGGAGACCGAGGUUUUCCAGGAACUAAAGGAUCACCAGGUUGUCCUGGAGAAAUGGGAAAGCCAGGGUUACCUGGAAAUCCAGGCCUCCCAGGAGCCAAGGGAGAACCAGGACUAGCCAUGCCUGGAGAACCAGGAAUACCAGGUUUUCCAGGAGAAAGAGGCAAUGCUGGGGAAAAUGGAGAAAUUGGACUCCCUGGACUUCCAGGUCUCCCUGGAAUUCCAGGAACUGGAGGGCUUGAUGGACCACGAGGGGAUCCAGGGCAGCCUGGACCACCUGGAGAAAAAGGACUCCCAGGGAGAUGCACAGAGGGUGCCAGGGGACCCCAGGGACUUCCAGGCUUAAAUGGAUUGAAAGGGCAACAAGGUAGAAAAGGUGAAGCAGGACCAAAGGGAGACCCAGGGAUUCCAGGCUUGGAUAGAUCAGGACUUCCUGGAGAACCUGGACCACCAGGAAUGCCAGGUCAUCAAGGCGAGAUGGGACCACCUGGUCAAAAAGGAUAUCCAGGAAACCCAGGAUUUUUAGGGCCACCAGGUGAAAGAGGAACCAUUGGGAUGAUGGGCUACCCGGGCAACAUUGGCCUUCCGGGGCCUCCUGGGACCCCAGGCUCCCCAGGACAGAAGGGUAGCUCUGGAAUCCCAGGAGCAAAGGGUGAGAGAGGACCCCCAGGAGCCAAGGGGGAGAAAGGAACUAAAGGACCUCCUGGGCCUUCUCAAAUAUCUCACUUACUGGGGGACAAAGGAGAACCAGGCCUCAAAGGGUUUGCAGGACAGCCGGGUGAGAAAGGAAACAGAGGCAUUCCCGGGUUACCGGGUUUAGAAGGACACAAAGGGCCACCUGGGCCACCAGGACCACCAGGCCCCAGAGGAGAUCCUGGAAGCAAUGGGAAUCCUGGAGAACCAGGCCCCCAAGGAGUGCCAGGAAGCAUGGGGAACAUGGGGGUGCCAGGGUCCAAAGGAAAGAGGGGAACUUUGGGACUCCCAGGUCUCCCUGGAAAAACAGGCUUCCCAGGUAUUCAUGGUCCCCAAGGAGAUAAGGGAGAGCCAGGUUAUUCAGAAGGCACAAGGCCAGGACCACCAGGACCCAAGGGAGAACCAGGAUUGCCAGGUGUCGUGGGAAGGAAAGGAGAAAGAGGGCCACCUGGGCCACCUGGAUAUUCAGGGCCUGCUGGACCUGACGGAGUCCCUGGACAUCCCGGAAGUCCCGGCCACCCAGGAAAGCCGGGUCCUGAUGGUGACAUGGGGUCAAGAGGAAUGAAAGGCUUCCCUGGAUUUCCAGGAACAAAAGGCCCUCCAGGCCCUCCAGGAUUCCCAGGAAACCCUGGACCAAUGGGUAUGAGAGGAGACCAAGGAAGUGAUGGGAUUCCUGGUCCAGCAGGAGAAAAGGGAGAAACGGGUUUGCUGGGGGCACUUCCAGGCCCAAAAGGGAAGCCUGGUGUUCAAGGAGCGAAAGGAGACAGAGGAGCCCCAGGCUUGCCUGGCCUUCCCGGCAGGAAAGGAACAGUGGGAGAUGUUGGGUCUCGAGGACCCCCGGGAGUGCCAGGAUUCCCAGGGCCACCAGGUUUCCCUAGUGCAAUCAUCCCUGGCCAAAAAGGAAACCGAGGUCCACCAGGCCCAAGAGGAAAUCCAGGUGAGCCUGGUCCCCCUGGACCUCCGGGGAGUCACAUCAAAGGCAUAAAGGGAGACAAGGGAUUUAUGGGUGAUCCAGGCCCAAGAGGCCCACCUGGAGCCGUAGGAGACACAGGGCCACCAGGUCCUCCCGGACCCCCCGGUACUCCAGGUCUGCCAGGGCCCAGAGGUGACCCUGGGUUCCAAGGAUUUCCAGGCAUGAAAGGAGAGAAGGGCAAUCCAGGAUUUCCAGGAUCAAUUGGACCUCCAGGGAAAACUGGGCCAAAAGGGCCACCAGGUGUACGUGGAGACCCUGGCACAGUUAAGAUCAUCUCCCUUCCAGGAAGUCCAGGGCCACCUGGCCGAGCUGGAGAACCAGGGAUGCAAGGAGAACCUGGGCCACCAGGGCCACCGGGAAUCCUAGGACCCUGUGGGCCAAGAGGUAAACCAGGCAAGGAUGGAAAACCUGGAACUCCUGGACCACCUGGAGAAAAAGGCAGCAAAGGUUGUAAAGGAGAGCAAGGACCGCCUGGAUUCGAUGGACGGCCAGGUUUGAAGGGGAUACCUGGUGACACCGGACCACCUGCAACCAGGACAAUGAGAGGCUUUCUUUUCACCCGGCAUAGUCAGACCACAGCAAUUCCUUCCUGUCCGGAAGGAACAGAGCCACUCUAUAGUGGGUUCUCUCUUCUUUUCAUACAAGGAAAUGAGCAAGCUUAUGGACAAGACCUGGGAACUCUUGGAAGCUGCCUACAGCGAUUUACCACAAUGCCAUUCCUAUUCUGUAACAUCAAUGAAGUAUGUAAUUUCGCAUCUCGAAAUGAUUAUUCAUACUGGCUGUCAACACCAGCUCCGAUGCCAAUGGACAUGGCUCCAAUUACUGGCAGGGCUCUGCAGUCUUAUAUUAGCAGAUGCACUGUCUGUGAAGGUCCUGCGAUUGCCAUAGCCAUUCACAGCCAAACCACUGACAUUCCCGCAUGUCCCCAUGACUGGAUUUCUCUCUGGACAGGAUUUUCUUUCAUCAUGUUCACAAGUGCAGGUUCUGAGGGCUCUGGGCAAGCACUGGCAUCCCCGGGAUCCUGCUUGGAAGAAUUCCGAGCCAGUCCCUUCAUAGAAUGUCAUGGAAGAGGAACAUGCAACUACUAUUCAAAUUCCUACAGUUUCUGGUUGGCUUCAUUAAACCCAAAAAGAAUGUUCAGAAAACCUAUUCCAUCAACUGUGAAAGCUGGGGAGUUAGAAAAGAUCAUAAGUCGCUGUCGGGUGUGCAUGAAGAGAAGACAAUGAAGAAAUCAAUGAACAUAGAACUGUUAUUUUUCAUCUUAAAUAAUCAAGUAAUG
Molecule: messenger RNA, 4994 nt
Organism: Eptesicus fuscus (big brown bat)
Lineage: Eukaryota; Metazoa; Chordata; Mammalia; Chiroptera; Vespertilionidae
Gene: COL4A3
Product: collagen type IV alpha 3 chain
Exons: 52
Coding region: 1-4941 (1646 amino acids)
Cellular component (GO): basement membrane; collagen trimer
Molecular function (GO): extracellular matrix structural constituent
Source: RefSeq, a predicted model, not a curated record